Messenger RNA from Pogonomyrmex barbatus (red harvester ant), 489 nucleotides. RefSeq lists its product as uncharacterized. The record is from RefSeq and is a predicted model, not a curated record. Lineage: Eukaryota; Metazoa; Arthropoda; Insecta; Hymenoptera; Formicidae. Gene Ontology annotation, molecular function: odorant binding.
CCAGGUAUAAAUACGCGGCUGAAGUAUCGACAUAUUAUAGUGCAAGGAAAAACAUUUUCCGGAAUCCGUGCAUCUCAAAGUAUUCUUAAAGAAUAAUAAAAUGAAGAAAUUUCUUGUGCUCAUCGCAUGUUUGCUAGCAGUGGUCUGUGCCGAUAAUCCUGAAGCAGUAAAGGAUUUCUAUGAUAACAGCGCAAAGUGUACCCAGGAGUUAAAUAAACCGCAGAAUGAUAUUGAUGUACUCAUGUGCAUUCUUCGCAAACACGGCUUGAUCGAUAAUGAUGAUAAAUAUUUACUAGACAAAGGUCUAGCAUAUCUUGAUGAACUUAUUUCUGAUGAAGCCAAAAGAAACCAAGCAAAAGAAACUAUCCGCAAAUGUUAUAAUGAUAAUGUCAAAUAUGACGGUUCACAACCUAACCUGGAAUUCACAAAGAAGGGCAUACAGUGUGCACAAUCAGUAUUGGCUCUCAUUGAUAAACCCUAAUAAUGGAA